Molecule: messenger RNA, 4699 nt
Organism: Drosophila obscura
Lineage: Eukaryota; Metazoa; Arthropoda; Insecta; Diptera; Drosophilidae
Gene: Lpt
Product: histone-lysine N-methyltransferase 2C
Exons: 9
Coding region: 83-4549 (1488 amino acids)
Biological process (GO): positive regulation of transcription by RNA polymerase II
Cellular component (GO): MLL3/4 complex
Molecular function (GO): transcription coactivator activity; histone H3K4 methyltransferase activity; histone binding
Source: RefSeq, a predicted model, not a curated record
UUCAGUUCAUGAAUGUAUACAAAAUAAAAAAAGCGCCGAAUUUAUGUUUUUUUACGUAAAGCGCAAGGAAUUAAUAAUAUAAAUGAAUACUAACGUGGUAGCAAACGUUGAAGAGAAGCCUGCGGUGGGCGAUGAACUUCCAUUCUUGCCCGAACAGUUUCCGGGAAAGGUGUGCUGUUUAUGCAAUCUCGGAGAAAGAAGUGCCUUGGGCCAGGGGACGAUUCUCCAACUAAAGGCUCCCGCGGACAUCAAAGAUGAAUAUCCACCUGAUCGGCUGACAGAAGAUGGGAGUAGACCGUUUUAUGGCUCCAAACAGGAAGGCAUUUACACGGCCGAGAGCAACUAUGAGUUGGACAAAAUCGGCCAAGCAGAGAUAGUGCAUCCUUCACAGUUCCUCGACGAGGGCUUCGUUUAUGUGCAUCGAAUGUGUGUAAUGUGGUCAAUGCGCAAAAGCCAGAUGACUGACUUGGAUGCUGCAUAUUUUGUGAACCAUAUUGGCGAGUUCUUAGAACAGAAAUGCAAUUUCUGUGGCCGAUAUGGAGCCUCCAUUAAUUGCAAGAUGAACUGCCGCCAAGUUCAUCAUUGGCCGUGUGCCGCUGCCGCUGGAUGUCUGCUAAUAUUGGAGAGCUUUACAGUAUUUUGUACAGAGCAUUUGAGCCAAGUGCCUUUGAUAUGUAGUGACAAUAACGUUGAGUGUCUAUCAUGUUCUUCGCUGGGGGAUCUAUCGAAGCUGAUUAUGUGUAGCACCUGUGGAGACCAUUUCCAUUCGACCUGCAUCGGUUUGGCCAACAUGCCAGACACCCGUUCUGGAUGGAACUGUGCUCGCUGUACCAAAUGCCAAAUUUGUCGACAGCAAGAUUCAAAUGAUUUGAAAUACGUGAAAUGUGAGCAGUGUCAAAAGAUAUAUCACGCCUCGUGUUUUCGGCCCGUAAUCUCAGCAAUUCCGAAAUAUGGAUGGAAAUGCAAUCGCUGUCGAGUUUGCACGGACUGUGGAUCUAGGACUCCUGGUGGUGGUAGCUCCUCUCGUUGGCAUAGCCACUACACUAUCUGCGACUCUUGUUAUCAACAGCGAAAUAAAGGAUUUUCAUGCCCGAUUUGUCAAAAAGCAUAUAGAGCAGCAUCCCAUAAGGAAAUGGUGAAAUGUAGCUGGUGCCACAAAUUUGUACACAGUACGUGUGAUGAAGAAGCAGACCUUACGGCCUAUCACAAGAAAAAAGAACAGAAUCCGGACUAUGAUUACGUCUGUCCGAACUGCAAGCUAAAUUCCUCUGGCCCUGCCCAGCCUCAACAGUUGAUUGACUCGAUCGUGUUGACUGCCAUGGACUCGUCAGCAGAGCAGUUGAGUGUAAAAGACAUGGAACUUGUUGAUCCCUUAGAGAGCAAACCCAUUGCGGAGGUAUCCACUGAGGAUGUGCAGAAGAUGCCGCCCACUGGUAAAAAGAAGAUGUGUCUGUCAAACGUACGUGGAAAGAGUGGAAAAUUUGUUCUUCAGCGCAUGGGCGUUCUCUCGCAAAUAAACAAAAAACGCAGCACUCGUGGCAAAGGACGGACGAUUGUGCUGCCAAACCUUUCAAACGAUCGGUAUGUAAAUCGGAACAUCGAUGCGGACCUAACCAGCGACAAGAAAAUGGUAUUGUGCUCAAACCGAGAUAAGUUCACGCUGAAUCAGGAUAUUUGCGUCAUGUGCGGUUCAUUGGGUAUUGAAAGUGACUCUGUAAUGAUCACCUGCGCCCAGUGCGGCCAAUGCUAUCACUCGUAUUGUGCCAGUGUCAAGCCCUCCAAGGGAAUUCUACAGAAGGGUUGGCGUUGUCUAGACUGUACGGUGUGCGAGGGAUGUGGCAAGAAAAAUGACGAAGCGCGGCUGCUUCUGUGCGAUGAAUGUGAUAUUUCAUAUCACAUUUAUUGUGUCAAUCCCCCACUGGAGACUGUUCCCACUGGCAACUGGAAGUGCUCAUUCUGUACGCUAUGCCAAAAGUGCGGCGUGAAUCCCACGGAAAAGAGUGAUUAUGGCGACUCCAACAUGCCCGAGUGCCCCUCAUGUACCAGCCAGUCGGCUUGUUCAGUGUGUCGGAAUCCUUACAGUACGGGCGAAAUGAUAAUUCAAUGUGAAAACUGCGAGCUCUGGUCGCAUUUCCAGUGCGACUCCAUAAACGCUCAGCUCACCAUCGAGUACUAUGACCAGAAUGUCUACAAGUGCUUAAAGUGUCGUUGCUCUGGAAAGCCACCGCUGUCAUUGACCGAUGGAAAACCCGGUAGCUCCACCCAAACACAGUCCAAUAAGGUAUCGGCCCAUCCAAGCAGUGGAGCGGGUGGGUCAGAUGGAAAGAAUGCCAGUGGCUCGGAUCAAAGUCAAAUGACUUUGUCAAGCGAUCUGGUGGAGAUAACUCCAGAAGCUAUACAUUGGAUUGACGGUGUGUGCCUGAGUGAGAGUGGAUUAACCAUGAUAAAGUCCCUGUCCACUGAGAUCAAGCGCAAGAGAAAGAUGCGACAAACAAUUGGAAAUGGCAAGGACUCUCAGGGUGAUGCCGCGACUGCUGAGGAGGCUCAGUGCGAGAAGUACAAAGACGGCAUGGUCUGGGAUGGCACGGAGAAUCCCAUACCCGAGGGUUUCACCAUUACCACAAAUGACGAGGGUGUGCAUAUUUUGCGGAAGAAACGGCAGCGCAACUUGCAGAAAUUGGGAAUUGGCGGGUUCUCAGUUCGCAAUCGAGCUCUCAAAAAGGACAAUGAGGAUGCACCAGCAGCCGACCAGAUGAAUGCUAUUAUGGUUGUGGACAAAAAGAAGAAAAUAAUACGCAAAAAGCAGAAAAAUAAGCUAAUUGAAGCGUAUCCACCGUACUUGCAAGAAGCCUUUUUUGGAAAGCCUCUAUUGGAAUCGGGCGAUCUUGUGCUCGGAGAAUCAGACUCUUCUGAUGAAAUAGACGCAUCAAUGAAAAUGUAUUUUACGCGUGUCGAAGGCAAAAGCCCCGAUCAGGGCGAAGCUGCACCGGCGAAUAAGAGUCCUGCCAAGUCGUUGAAAAAGGUGAAAGCUGAGAAAAAUCCGCCUGAAAAUAAAAAUACCUUGACAGAGCAAAUAUCAAUUGGACCCGGACUCCAGCCGAAAACAGCGAAUGGAUCUACAGCAAACGUUUUUGAUCCUUCACAAUCUGAACUAACGAAUACUGUGCUGGCCAACCGGAAUCCCUUAGAUUCCUUGGCCUCGCCGAAUAUUUCAGAGUUGGACGGAAUGAAUACGUCUGUGAACUCGGUUACAUCAUCUGAAAAUAUGGAAAAACCAAUGCGCGAAUCACCUGUUGUGUUGGUCGAUAACUACGUAGUGCCUCAACAGAUUGUGCCGGAUCAGAAGUUCCACAAUCAGAUAUAUUUGCCGGGGAAUGUAGUUGCUAAUCCGCCUCAACAGCUGCACUAUCACCCACAGCCGGAUCAUUUGAGUGCAAAGAAUGCAAAUAAGCAGAAAAUGCAGAGCAUGAUGGGUCAAGUGUGUUUGCAGACCGAAAAGAGAGUCGAGGAAGAGCACAAGCCUGUGGAGCCUGUCACAGAAAGUUUGAAUGCUGGGACACAGAAAACCGCUGAAAAAAUGCGCAAGGACGAGGAUCUUGGUCUAAUGGCAACCAUUUCGGCUGUACUAUAUGCCAAUACUGAGCAUCCGAAUCUGAAGGAUUUGUUUCCCAACUGGAAUGAUCGGUGUAAACAAAUUCUAAAAAGAUGGCGCUCCUUGUGCAACGAAAAAAAGGCGCCGUUCUUGCAAAAAGCAAAGGAUAACCGCUCGGCAUUAAGGCAGAGGCGUGAACAAAACAAGAUCCCUCUGCCAACAAAGCCCCAAAAGCAAGAAGACAUUGGACGACAAUGGAAGCAUCAAAGUAAAUUAAAAGAGGAGCAGUCGAAUAUGUUUGUCACUUAUAAUGGCAAUCAAUAUGACUCGUGCUAUGUGGGCGGCCCGACGCCAGUCGCAGUUAAUCCGCAUCUUGCGACCCCAAGCAUAAAUGAAACUCUUGUGGUCAAGGCCCCGAUGCAAAGAGCAAUUGUUCAUGCAUCAGCAGCAUCAACAUCAACCACUGUGAAAAUGUCCACAGUAGACAAUCGAUUGGAGUUGAAUUCUGUUUAUGGAACCGAGCCAAUUGGAGACAAAAAGCUAAGGAAUCUAUUGCAGAAAAAUAGUUCAGAACCUAUGCUCAUGGGAUCUAAUUCUGAAUUAUUUUUACAAAAUGAUGUUCUGCGGAUGGGCAUGAUGUCGAAUACACCCCUAACACAGAACAAUCCGAUGCUAAGCGUAAGUGGAAAAGCUCCGCCAACGGAUGGCAGGACCCUAGAGCAAGAUGUGAAGAUGAACGAGUCGCAGGAGGGCACAGCUUCUGCUGUAGAAUUGGAAAAUGUUGGAUUCGGUGAUCUUUUGGGGGGGCUGGGUGAAGGCGAUGAUGAUGAUUUACUGAAAUCGCUAACCUCCGAAAUAGGCGAUGACUUUAAUAUUCUUGAGUAUGCGGACCCAGAACUAGACGUUAAUGUACUGAACACAUUAGACUUUGAUGACAAUGAAAAAUGUUCUGCAUAAAUAUGAAUGUAUGUAUGAUCAAACCAAGAGGGAAAUGCUAAUGAAUAGCCGACAAAAAUUGAGAUACGAGAUUUAAAAAGAUAUUGUUGGUGGUAAUGUUACUUAUAUAUCAUGUUUUUCUGCAAAUUUUUAAAUAAAACCGCUUAUUAA